AUGAACCAAGUUCUUUUCACAUUAUGUGUAAGCGCACUGGUAUCCAGCAUAUAUGGGUACUCCACAUAUAAAGCUCAGCCAGAAUUAGCCAGAGGUGUAGGGAACGGGAACUAUAACUAUAGCGCCGUUAUUCACGCCUCCCUACUCUUCUAUGAGGCCCAGAGAUCUGGUAAAUUACCGGCAAAUAAGAGGAUUCCCUGGAGGGGGGACUCUAUGCUGGACGACGGGAAGACCGUGGGAAAAGACCUGACGGGCGGUUACUUCGAUGCCGGAGAUUUAGUGAAGUUUGGUUUCCCGAUGGCGGCCACGAUGACAAUCCUGUCCUGGGGUCUGGUAGACUACGAGGAUGCCUACCAAAAGGCCGGG
Oppiella nova is the source of this 366-nucleotide messenger RNA. The record is from the annotation of a GenBank genome assembly. NCBI's taxonomy places the organism in Eukaryota, Metazoa, Arthropoda, Arachnida, Sarcoptiformes, Oppiidae.